This is a messenger RNA of Sander lucioperca (pikeperch), 1268 nucleotides long. Its product is annotated as secretagogin-like. The record is from RefSeq and is a predicted model, not a curated record. Gene Ontology annotation, molecular function: calcium ion binding. Bases 1 to 819 code for a protein of 272 amino acids. The transcript is spliced from 11 exons. Gene Ontology annotation, cellular component: dendrite; synapse; cytosol. Gene Ontology annotation, biological process: regulation of presynaptic cytosolic calcium ion concentration; regulation of long-term synaptic potentiation. Lineage: Eukaryota; Metazoa; Chordata; Actinopteri; Perciformes; Percidae.
AUGGACAGCGCCUUGGACAGCUUGGACGCUGCACGUUUCUUACAGAUCUGGCAACAUUUCGACGUAGACGAUAACGGUUACAUCGAAGGAAAGGAGCUGGACGCCUUCUUCCAACACAUGCUGGAAAAAUUUGGGAUGAAGAGGGAGGAGAUAAAUGAAGACAAAAUCAGAAGACUGAGAGAAAGAUUCAUGUCUGCGUGUGACACCACAGCUGACGGACGUCUGCAGAUACAAGAGCUGGCCACCAUAAUGCUGCCAGAGGAGGAGAACUUCCUGCUUCUGUUUCGCAGAGAGACGCCACUGGACAACAGCGUGGAGUUCAUGAGGAUCUGGAGAAGCUACGACACAGACAGUAGCGGCUACAUCUCAGCGAUUGAGCUCAAGGGCUUCCUCCAUGACCUCUUCCUCCAACACAGGAAGUCCAUCACCACUGAAAAACUGGAGACGUACACUGACACCAUGAUGAAGAUGUUUGACAAAAACAGGGAUGGCCGACUGGACUUAAAUGACCUGGCCAGAAUCUUGUCCCUGAAAGAGAACUUCCUACUGAAGUUUAAGAUGGAUGCUUGCAGUCAAGAGGACAGGAAGAGAGACUUUGAGAAGAUAUUUGCUCACUAUGACGUUAGUAAGACAGGCGAGUUAGAGGGCCCUGAAGUGGAUGGAUUUGUCAAGGAUAUGAUGGAGCUGGUGAAGCCCAGCAUCAGUGGCACGGACCUGGACAAGUUCAGGAAAGCCCUGAUGAGUCACUGUGACAUCAACGGAGACGGAAAGAUCCAGAAGAACGAGCUGGCUCUCUGUCUCGGCCUCAAACUCAGCUAGUGGACCCUCACAAAAUGUCCCACUCGUGGCUUUCUUUCCUCCAUCACUAUUUACUUUCAACCUCCACCCUUCCAUCUUCCUACUUCUUAUUUAAACUUCUGUCUUCCUUCCCCCUUACAAUUUUGAUGUUUGUCUUUUACUUGUUCCACCCAUCUUAAUUUCUGGAAGUGUAUCUCCUCCCUUACUGGCUCUCACUUUUUACUUAUCUACAUGUUUUAUGCUGGUUAAUAUAAGCACACUACAUUUCCAUAAUUUUAUAUAAAUUUUUCUGUAUUCAAAUUCCCAGCCGAGGUUAGAGUUGUAAGAUUCCAAAAAUAUCUAGUUGCUGUUUUUAAGGACUGCAUGGCAUGCUGCUUCUUUGUAAUGUGGUAUUAUAGGACACAUUGUUUGCAUGACGUUGUUGUGAAACCAGUAACAUGAAUGAUGGUUAAUAAAAAGUAUGAAAUCUU